Molecule: messenger RNA, 329 nt
Organism: Staurois parvus
Lineage: Eukaryota; Metazoa; Chordata; Amphibia; Anura; Ranidae
Source: the annotation of a GenBank genome assembly
UUCCUCUCGCCGUGUUCCCGUGCCGUUCCGGUCUUCAGGGCGGACUGUGAGAGGAGAGGAGUUCGUCACGCUGCCCCGCCUACAUCCUGGCUGCCCCACCUACAUCCUGACAGCCAAUGUUUGCCACGCUCCGCGGGCCGGAUUAAAAGAGUCCUGACUUUUGGGGCGGCCGCCCGAGAGGAGGGAGGGGAGCGGGCGCCCCGGCACACAGAAGAGCCGCAUUGAAGUGUGUAAAGAGGCCGCAUGUGGCUCGCGAGCCGCGGCUGCCUGUCACCUGGUGGGCAGUGUGCUCCGGAGCCGCAGCAAAGGUGAAAAAGAGCCGCAUGCGG